UGGCUGCUGUAUCAUGAGAAAGUAUUUCACUUUCCUGUUACUUGGCAGAUAAAGAUAAAUGAAGCCUUUUAGCUCAUUGAACGAAGUCAAGUUUUCAUAAUUUGUUAGUGUUCAUCAGUGAAGUUAAAUUUUUUACUGCUAAUCUUGAAGUUAUUCUGCAGUUCGAGCUCUGCAGAGAAAAUGCACACUGAAUUUAUUCUUUGAAAUGGUUAAGGACAAUCACUCUGUGGAACUGUGGAAACUUGUGAGGAAAACUUACUGAGAAUUCUUUUGCAGCAGAAUUUUCCUAAACUUAAAUGACCAUCAAGAAAAAUUAGCAUGAUGGCAUCAACGAGCAAUACAGCUUUUAAAUGUGCUUUAUGUAGCCAAGUAUGUGCAAGCAAGCCUGAUUUAAGUGAACACAUGUCUCUUCACUUGGGGAAUAAGAAAUAUUCAUGUACGCUUUGUGGUAAAAAGUUCUUUAAUGAGAAGAGUCUUGAAUUGCAUAUCAGUAUACAUGCCACUGAAAUAAAAUAUGAAGCUAUGUCUACAUCUUCAGAGGAGCAGAUUAUGCUCUCAGAUCACGUUGAUAACUUGAUAAAUGAGAACCAGGGUAAUAAAAUCCCACAGGUGAAAGUGCGUGUUAAAAGUUUUCCCGCUAAUACCACUCCAGUAAAGGAAACACACUUGAAAAAUUUAGACAGUGAUCAGAUGCACUUCCAGUUGACCGAUGAAGAAUUUGGCGUUAUCGAGGAAUCGGAAGUGUACACUACUUGUGGAGAGGUUUUGCAGGAGAAAAGGCCAGUCCAGUUAAAAGUGUGGUCAAAGGAUCAGAAUUGUAAACAGGUUUCAGAUGUUAAUCCAUGUAAAGCUCCCUAUGUUAUCAGAGUCAUGGACAAAAAUCAGGAAAGUCAGAGAGUCAUGGAAUCUGAUAUAUUUAGAGGUAAUGAAGGUCACAGCCAGCUUCCAAUUAGAAUAUUUGUUGGCAGUAAUAUAAGGUUAGAAAAUCUAGAAGAUUUACACAGUUUCUCAUCUCUGACAGAUGAUUUCAAAGCAGAGGGUUUGUCUGCAGUUAAUAUUGGUCAUGAACAUGGUUAUGGAUAUGAAUCAUAUGAGGAAAGCUCAUAUCAAGAGGAAAGUCAGCAAAACCAGCCACUACAGGGAAUCAAAGAUUUACAGUCACUACAAGAAGUCAUUGAAGAAGGAGAUUUACAAUCUUUACAGGAAGAAUUAGGUUCAGAAGAGCUGAAAUCACUGGAAGAAACAAUAGCCAAUGAGCACUUACAAACUCCAAGGAGGGUUAUUGUUAAUUCAAGUGUAAAAUUACCAGAGGAACACAAAGGUCCAUUUUUACCACAGACUGCAGUUGUAAAAGAAGCUCAGACUCCUGUUGCAGACGAAGUUGAAGACCAAACCUCAAAUGUGUUCACCUGUGAAAGUGCACAGCUAACUCAGGAAGGCAUAACUGAUGGAAAUGGGCAGUCAUCACAGUGUGAAUUUGAAGAAAAAAUCCUGCCUGUGCAGAAACCACAGGAGGUUGACUCACAUACAUCUUUAAAGAUGUGUCCUUUGCCACUGUCAGAACUUCACAGUGGAGAGCAUGAAGAAGUUUGGGAAGAAACCAAAAAGAUACAGUCUUCCAACAGUGAAGAAUGCGUAGGUAAACAACAACAACUGUCGCUGGGAGCUGGUACAAGAAUUUCAUCGUGUAAUAAGGAUGAGGAUCCAAUAAAUGUAACAAGUAAUUUUGAAACAGAAAACAGCAUGGUCCCAGUUUUAGGGAAUGAAGAUGAAGGUAACUUUAGGUGUGCUGAUGAACUUGAUCCUGUUAAAGAAAAAGAUGAAGCUGGUCAACCAUCAAAAGUAGCAGAAACAUGGGAGGUUGAAAGAGAUGCCUAUGAAUUCAAGAGGCAGGUUAUGCAAUCCAGCAAACGGCCACACAGGUGCCAAGUUUGUGGGCUUGGGUUUAGAUUUGCAUUCUAUUUAAAAGCCCACCAAUCGGUUCACUGGAGUGGUAAUCGGAAGCUUUUAUGUGAUAUAUGUGGUAAAGGUUUUAAAACAAUGGAUAGCUAUGAGAAACACCAAAAAAUUCAUGAGGCUCCAAAGACUUUCCAGUAUCCAGGAUGUAUGAAGGAACUUGGAAGUGAAGACCAGCUGAAAAGACAUGUCGUACUCCACAAGCAAAUGAAACAAUAUGAGUGCCAAAUUUGUCAUGAAAAGUUUACCACUAAUCGUUUACUCAGGUCACAUUCAAAGUGCCACACAAUUAACAAGUGUUACAUAUGUGAUAAAAUUUUCAGAGAAAGCAGUAAACUUAAGAGACACCUUACAACUCACUUGAACAAGAAACUUUAUGAUUGCACUUCUUGUGGAAGGACACUAUACUGUCAUCCUACUGAUUUUGAGCGACACAAAAUGAUGCAUCAAAACCUAGUUACCUGCCCAGAUUGCUUCAGAGAUUUCCCUUUUGAAAAUUUUCAGAGGCAUAUGAAGACUUGUUCUGGAAAAAUUUGUGAGUAUGAUACUUACAAAGAGAGCCAUAAUAAGAAAAGUGGUGAUUCUAGAAGAGAUUUUCUUAUUGAAACUGAAGAUGAAAAUAAAGUUCGAAGCAGAGUUGCGGAGGUAUUGAUAGAUGACUUACUGCAUGAUAUGUCCAAAGAAGAUAUGCAAGGGAACCCAUUCCUCUGUGAUGCUGAAGAUUGGCUAGAAACAACUUCAGAAGGUAUGACAAAAGAAAAGUUGAAGGACAGCAUAGCAGACUGUACUACAAAAGGUGAUGUCUUGAGGGAAUUGUCUAUAUAUUUUGAAAAUGACAUUAUUAAAGAUGCAAUAUCAGAUUGCCUACUAAGAGAAAGGGUAGCUGUUCAGCAGUUAUCUUGUAACCUUGCUGCGAGUGAAAAAUUGAUUACUUUCCAAGCAGUUGGCAGAAAAAGGAAGAGGAGAAUUAAUUUAGCUUAAAGUAUGCAUAAUUUGCAGGUACAGUACCUGCAUAACGAAUUGAGAAGGCUGGCCUCAUAUUUUCCUGUACGUACAUAAAAAAAGGAUUACAGAUUUUGUUCAGAAGACAAAAGUUGAAUCUUCUCAUGGCUUCUUGCAAAUAUUUGAUGCAUCCCUUUUCAACAUUUAGCAUGGUGUUACAAUUAUGUGUUGUUUACUCAUAAAUGGCAAGAAAUUUAUUACCAACCAUUUCAGUUUUUCUACAUUUUUGAAUUAUUGGUGCCCCCAUUGUUGACAUUAAUUAUGAAGGAAUGUGUACAUGUUUUGAGUGUAAUAUGAAGGGAAAUGCAGUCUUGUGUUGUUUGAAAUUCAAAGCUCUUUUUCAUGGCAAUGGGAAAUGCAAUACAAUUUUGUGACAAUUGUUUUUAUCCCAAAAAGGGGUUUAAAAUUCUCAUGUUAUUUUCAAUUGAUAAUGAAUGCAGUGGAUUUAGGUAUUGAAAAUGUUCUGAAGGCAGAACAUCUUUGCUUAUAUACAAAAUCGUCAGCAAUAAUGUUAACCUGUAAACUAAACAACUAGGAAUCAGUACAUUUGAAUUGAGGAAGUAAUCAUAUUAAUUUAUGCUGAGGAGUGUAACUGAAGGCUUUUAUAUACAGUACUACAUUAAGAUUCUCAUGAGUUUGGGCAAGUGAUGCUUGGAAUAUGAGAAAAAAUUCUAUUUGGAAUAUCAGUAAUUUGUCUCAUUGUUAGGAAAGAAGUUUCAGUUACUGAACUGGUAAAGCAGCAUGCAAUAGUGUAUACAGACCAGAAAAUAAUCAGCCAGCUAGUGUAUGCUCAUGCUCUCAUUUGUUUCAGAGUUUUCCAUUGUCAUAUGAGCUAGAUCAAAUAUCAGUCUCACACCUUAUGUAUGUAUAGCUGCAAUUCUUUCUUAUGUGGAGAAAGUCAUACCUUCUUAAUGUUUUACAAUUAGCAGUGGUGAAACUUGUAAAUGAGUUACAAGGGCUCUAUAGAUGUACAGUUUUACUGUCAUAAACUUGAAUCAACAUAAGCAAAAUUAGCUGUGUAAAUAUGGCUAAAUAUGUACUGUAUUAAUUAGACCACUGAUUUGAAAAUUCAAACCUUAUCAGUAAUUGUAAUAGUACAGUAUUUAGUCAAAUUAUGCUAUUAAUUUUGCUUAUUGUUUAACCUAGCUUUUCAAAUGUUAUUUAUUGUCAGAUUGGCAUCAUAAGAUGAGCAAACUUUUGUCUCAAGUAACAAGAUUUUAUGUAGCUAUUGGUGCUAAUAUCCCUAGACAGCAUGUAGUCUUUGUAGCUAAUCCUGAUUCUUAACUGAGGUAGAUAAAUUUUUCAUUCAAAUUUCAGAAGCACUUCAGAUAAAAGUGGAGUAUAGCUAGACAAAGAUUUUAGAAAGUAUAUCUGAUCUGUCAUUAAUGUCUUUAUUUUUCUGUCUCUGUUAAGUAUAUUGACAGAUUUCUUCCUUCUGGUCUUUUUGGCAGAUAUGUAGAAGUCAUGAAGAUUUUGGACUCGGCUGGAUUGUAGGCAGAAAAGUGAUCUUUGUGUGCCCUAUUCAUUGUAUAAAGUUGUUGCAAUAAUUUUGUAAUGAAGUGAAAGUAUAUAGUGAAUCAGUUUUUUGUAUUUUAUAUAAUUAUUAUGAGUACAUAGUCAUGUAUUAUUCAUAAGGUAGAGAGAUGUGGUAUUUAGCUUGAAGUACGUAUAGCAGAGAUUGAGUGUGAUUGUUUCAAAUAGAUAUUACUUAUUUUUAUUAUAUUAUGAUUAUGCUCUGAACCUCCUCUUGUGUAGUUCCUUCUGUGUAUUAAAUUUUGUUAAAGUUACAUGUUUUGAGAAUGACAAAAUGUUCAAGACAAUUUGGUGGGAAAAUAACUAAAGUUUAGGUAAGGAAAGUAACUCAAUGUUUGGUCUAAAUUUCUGGAAGCUUUAGUGUAGUUUCAGGGGCCAAAAUGAACCUUUCAGAUUGGUCAGGGAUAAUCACUUGAAGUCAUUUCAUAAGAUAAAGGAGUCUUUUUCAAAUUCAGUAGUGAGUAACUGAUAUACAUUUGUGACAGAAAAUUUGUUUGAUUUGAUAGUUUUGCUAAAUAGAAAUUAGGAUUUUUAUUAACUGGUACAAGAUAUUUGACAGAAUCAUGUUAGGAGGAACAGAGUUACCAAUAUGUAAUGUCAUGGUUUAUAUAAUAUUCAGUGAAGGAAGAAUAUAGAUUAAAAUAAGAAGAAAAAGCUGUGAUGGGAAUAGUACAUAAUAAAUAUUGAAACUAGUACAUAAACUUGAAUACGUAAUGUUAUUAAGUGAAGGAAUUGUUUCACAGAAAUAGAUUCACAUACAUUCACCAAGAAUGCAUUCGUCACCGACACUAUCAUAGCAUGAAUGAAGUAGAAAU
Macrobrachium nipponense is the source of this 5306-nucleotide messenger RNA. RefSeq lists its product as uncharacterized. The coding region runs from base 319 to 2937 and encodes 872 amino acids. The transcript has a single exon. NCBI's taxonomy places the organism in Eukaryota, Metazoa, Arthropoda, Malacostraca, Decapoda, Palaemonidae. The record is from RefSeq and is a predicted model, not a curated record.